AUGCCUUUAAUCGGCUACAAGUGGAUAACCGGUCGACUAACCCCACCUGUACCACGAUUCAGACAAGCACGCAAGAGAUGGGCCCAUUAUCCCACGCCUUGGCGCUGGCUCGGCCAUCACCCUGGCGCGGUCCAGUCUGAGUAUCCCAGUCUUCGGAGGCUCGGAGCAGCCAUCAGAGAACCAAACUUUGUCGGCCGUGGAAUUGCCAUUAGUCGACUGUUAAACGGCUAUACUCUCGUCCACUGCUCGUCUCAGCUCCUUCAGAACAACUCCUCCUUCAGCAGUGAUCGAGCACCCACUAGUCGGAAGUCCAGCCACAUUACCGGAGUUGUCCUCAAGAGCCUGCCACUGCAUUAA
Messenger RNA from Alternaria burnsii, 357 nucleotides. RefSeq lists its product as uncharacterized. NCBI's taxonomy places the organism in Eukaryota, Fungi, Ascomycota, Dothideomycetes, Pleosporales, Pleosporaceae. Bases 1 to 357 code for a protein of 118 amino acids. The transcript has a single exon. The record is from RefSeq and is a predicted model, not a curated record.